Messenger RNA from Rana temporaria (common frog), 2770 nucleotides. RefSeq names its product shisa family member 2 (gene SHISA2). The transcript has 2 exons. The record is from RefSeq and is a predicted model, not a curated record. Gene Ontology annotation, cellular component: endoplasmic reticulum. Gene Ontology annotation, biological process: negative regulation of Wnt signaling pathway; negative regulation of fibroblast growth factor receptor signaling pathway. Bases 354 to 1199 code for a protein of 281 amino acids. Lineage: Eukaryota; Metazoa; Chordata; Amphibia; Anura; Ranidae.
GAUCUCUGUACUCCUCUCCUCCUCCCUCCAGCCGGUCACUUUGCUCUCGAUCUGUCAGUGUGCUCUCUGGACUCUGCUCCCGGGACUUUGCGCUCCGCUCCCGGGACUUUGCGCUCCGCUCCCCGGACUUUGCGCUCCGCGGACUCUCGGCUCCGCUCCCCGGACUCUGCGCUCCGCUCCCCGGACACUCAGAUCCGCUCCCCGGCUGGAGCUCUAUGAAGAAGAUGGUGGCGGGGGGGACAUAGCUCUCCUCCAUCCCGGACCAUGUGCGCCCCUCUGCCCCUCCAGCAUUGAUCUCCUCUAUGGUGGGCACCGGAUAGGCACAGAGGGAUUAGCAGUCCUAGGAGUGAGUCAUGUGGAUGGCACUGCUGGUCGCGGCUUCCUUCCUGCUGGCGGCGGCCCGGGGGAAUGGGGAGUAUUGUCACGGUUGGACGGACUCUCAGGAUGUAUGGAGGGACGGCUACCAAUGUCCGGAGAGGUUCGAUGGGGAGGACGCCACCAUCUGCUGCGGGACCUGUGUACUGCGCUACUGCUGCUCCAGCGCCGAAGCCCGGCUGGAUCAGGGGGUGUGUAACAAUGACAGGCAGCAGGGGGCGCCAGACAACGGCAGGUCCGACAAGGAGAGCCCGGACUCCGCUGCAGUGCCCAUCUACGUACCAUUUCUAAUUGUUGGAUCCGUCUUUGUUGCCUUCAUCAUACUGGGGUCCCUAGUAGCCGUGUGUUGUUGCCGCUGUCUGCGGCCGAAGCAGGAGCCCCAGCAGAGCCGAGCGCCAGGUGGGAAUCGGCUCAUGGAGACAAUACCGAUGAUUUCCAGUGCCAGCACUUCACGAGGCUCUUCCUCACGCCAGUCCAGUACAGCCACCAGUUCUAGCUCCAGUGCCAACUCUGGUGCCAGGGCACCUCCCACUAGAUCACAAACCAACUGCUGCAUGCCAGAAGGAGCCAUGAAUAACGUCUAUGUAAAUAUGCCCACCAACUACUCAGUGUUGAACUGUCAACAAGCCACACAGCUUGUCCCUCACCAAGGCCAAUAUCUUCACCCCCAGUUUGUUGGCUACGCUGUACCUCAUGACUCUGUCCCCAUGACUUCUGUUCCAACUUAUAUGGACGGACUCCAAGGUGGCUACAGACCAAUGCAGUCACCAUAUCCUCCUCACACCAAUCCAGAACAGAUGAUGUACCCAGCAGUGACUGUUUAAGCUGAGUAUUAUUUAAUGGACUAAAAAUGAGGACUUUAUCAGGGUCUCUGCUUGGAGGCUAAGUGAGAACUACAGGAAACGGUGCAUUUUACAGGAAAACAAAGACUAUUGAAAUAAAAAGAGACUUCAAAUAGCUUUAUUGUAAAAUGCAUGGUGAAACAAAAAGCGACAAAAGGUUUUUACGAAUGUGCAUAGACCUUUUAUUUCCAGGUUGGAGUGGGAAUAUAUUUUUAACAUGCCUGAGCCAUUAAAGGGAAUCUGUCACAAAUGAGGAUACCUAUGUGGAAAGUCCCUGAUGAAAGCAUUCUCACAUACACUAACUCCAAUGGAAAGAAUCUGGACCUAUUCAAUGUGAGUGAAGAUAUAGUCCUGGAAGUAAUAUGGAAUACAGCAUUUAAAAAAAAAAGGCUUUCAUCUUGGGCUUCCCAUAUAAGUGUUGUUCUUUAUAAAAGAUGCUCUUUAAUCCACUUUUUGCUGGAUUUGGAAAUCCAGAUUCAGCAAAAACCUGGUUAAGGAUGUGAUUUACCAAAGAAGUAAUUUUUGGUCUGGUCCAGUGAAACAGUGUUGAUUUCAAACACCCGAGCAGCAUAUGGGAAAUCAUAUGCGGUAGUUUGAUAAGGCACAGAAAAACAUAUAAGAACAUAUUUUGGGGUGGUAUAGGGACAGAAGCACUAGCAGAAAUCCAUGCAAACAUGGGGAGAAAAUACACACACCCCAUGCAGACAGGAUUGUGAUGUUCAAACACCAGUCCAAUAAAUCAAGACAAUAGUACUUUUCAAAAAGUUUCCUCCAAAGCUAACUGGAAGCAAUGGGCCAGUGUAAAAAUUACUCCUUUAUUGAGCACACCCUUUGUAUUUUCUGCUAUAGCAGGUUGUAUUUUUUAUUGUGUAUUAAUUAUGGUGCAAACAAUCUAUAUUUAUCAUAGACAAUCAUGCAGACAAUCAAACACAGUGCAAUCAUUUAUGUAGGCCUAAUUAACAAGACAAUCCCUAAAGUGUAUGUAUAGCCAAAACUUUUUUUAGUUGUGGAUAUAGUAGGGAAGAGUUAAAACCUCUAUAAGGUUAUUUUUUGCUGUCUGUGUCCUACUCUCAGGUUUUCCUUCAAUUUUUGCCCUGGGGACACAAUAGGAAAUGCGAGUAUAUCUAACCAAACUAAAGAAAAUUCUCCAGUUGCCAUCAAAAACAUUUACCUUCAUAUCUUGCUCUGGUAUCAACUGUGAAAUGUUGGAUUUCCCAUCAAGUUCUGUCUGUAAUAAAAUGUCUACCAGGACAAAUACAGAAAAAACUUAAAGUGUAAACUUUAUUAGUACAUUUAUUUAGUCCUAUUCUCUUUUUGGUGUCCUUAUACAGGUAGGUGAGUUAGUGUUGUCCCUCUAGGACAGAAUACGUGUUACUGGCUGAAUCACAAGGUGCAAAUAAAAAAAAAAACAAGCUUGAAAAAAAGAAAAUAAAUGCAGCCACCACAUCUAAGGAAGGGUAAACUGCAUUGUAUUAAAUUUUUUGUUUUUGGGUUUAGAUAUGCUUUAACAUGGGAUUUAAUUCUUCCAUCCUUUGUACCAAUGCAAAAAAAAA